GUGACAUGGGGCCACCCUCGCCGUGGAGGUGACAGCAGAGCCGUUCAGGAGCAGCUGCGGGAUGUGGAGCAGAUUCAGGCCACAAACUUGGCCUUUGCUGCUAUCCGCCGGAAUGGCUCCGUGGUGACCUGGGGCGACGAGUUUUCUGGCGGGGACAGCUCGCAGCGUCAGAGCGAGUUGCAGAAUGUGCAGAAGAUACAGGCGAACCACUUCUCAUUUGCCGCGGUGCGCAGUGAUGGCUCCGUGGUGACUUGGGGAAGUCCCCAGAGUGGGGGCGACUGCAGCGUGGUGAGGCCGCUGUUGAGGUGUGUGCGCCACGUGCAGUGCUCGGAGGGUGCUUUCGUUGCGAUCUGCGCGGACGGAAGAGCAGUGGCUUGGGGAAACCCCCAUUUUGGAGGCGACAGCAGCGGCGUGUCGGAUUUGUUGACGAAUGUCAGCCAGAUUCAAGCUACGGAUGCUGCAUUUGCCGCCAUUCGUGCGGAUGGUUCUGUGAUAACGUGGGGCGAAGAGUUCUCGGGCGGUGACAGCACUCCCGUUCUCAAGCAGCUUACGACUGUACAGAAGAUCCAAGCAUCCCGGUUUGCAUUCGCUGCGCUGCGCGCGGAUGGAACUGUUGUGACCUGGGGUGAGGCGGCGUGUGGAGGGGACAGCGCCGAGGUGGCAGGACAACUGGUGGAUGUGCACGAGAUCCAGGCCUCGCGAGCCGCCUUCGCGGCUCUCCGCCGGGAUGGUUCGGUAGUCACCUGGGGCCGUAGCGACUGUGGAGGUGACAGCACUGCCGCAAGAAGCCAGCUGCAGGGUGUACAGCAGAUACAGGCAUCCAGCCAUGCCUUUGCGGCACUCCGUGCGGACGGCUCCGUGGUAGCCUGGGGCGAUCCGGACGCACCCGGCUUUCCGCCCGAGAGUGCCGAGGAGCUGAAAGACGUGCGGGAGAUUCAG
This is a messenger RNA of Symbiodinium pilosum, 939 nucleotides long. NCBI's taxonomy places the organism in Eukaryota, Dinophyceae, Suessiales, Symbiodiniaceae. The record is from the annotation of a GenBank genome assembly.